CCCUUCGAACAUUAUCUUCUUUAACUUCUUUAAGAACACGCUAUGAAAACAUGAUAAAAACUAGAUUACGAGUAUCAGGAGGGUUGAGUUCUGUAAUAAAUAUUCUAAAAACUGAACUUGAAUUUGUAACUGGUUUACUGUCAGGAAUUGAGAAUGGUAAGGCAUUGAACUUAUCAGAAGGUGUGUUGGAUUUCGAAUGUAUCGGACAAUGUCUUAAAAUAAUAGAAAAUGCAACCCUCUUCUGUGCUGAAAACCAAUUUGACAUUGUCGAAAAGGACAAAGAACUUUUACGGAUGUUAUUGGAGUUCCUUUUAUACUGUCAAAUAGUGGCUUGUAGUAAAAAUAUACAACGUGCUUCAAUAGCGAUGGAAUGUCUUCUUGGCAGUCUGCGUGUACUUAUUAACCUCUCUAAUGAUAAUCAGUCGUGCUGUCAAUGCAUUGGGUAUAUUCCUGGGAUGUCAAUUCUUGUUAGACUUGCCACUGUUGGACAGCUUCCCCAUAAUGAGUCUGCGACGAUUAAUACUGGCUCAGAUAAGAUGGAUUUAGAUUGUCCGACGAAUUCAACGGCUGUUGAAGCAGUCAAAUUCGAUGUGUUAUUGCUUAGUAUUGGUUUGCUUAUUAAUUUGGUUGAAAUGGAUCCUGGAAACCAAGAUGAGUUUCGAAAAGUUGAACAAAAUCCAUAUUGUACAGGUUCUCAUACUUGUCUUCGAACUUGUACAUGUUCUUCACGUGAAUCUGCCGUAUCAUGUUUCGUAUCUUUGUAUAAUUACCAACUUGAGAAAGAAGACGAUGAGCGAUUGCCGGAUCGAUCGGUCAAUUCUCUUAUAAACCUUCUUCAACAGUUCGUCCAUUUUAAUGAACUAGUUGGUGAAGAGGCGUCAGCAAGUGGUCACACAAGUGGACAAAUGCUAAUGAGUUCAUCAGCAUUAGAUCAAGUUCAAUCUGACAAUAUGGCACCUCAUACUCAAGGAAAAACUAUAGUUGAUUCAUUUUUGGAUAUUGUUGAUAUGUUAAAAUCUUUAGAAACUUAG
Racocetra persica is the source of this 1031-nucleotide messenger RNA. Lineage: Eukaryota; Fungi; Glomeromycota; Glomeromycetes; Diversisporales; Gigasporaceae. The record is from the annotation of a GenBank genome assembly.